Aspergillus terreus NIH2624 is the source of this 1725-nucleotide messenger RNA. RefSeq lists its product as uncharacterized. The record is from RefSeq and is a predicted model, not a curated record. Bases 1 to 1725 code for a protein of 574 amino acids. Gene Ontology annotation, cellular component: nucleus. NCBI's taxonomy places the organism in Eukaryota, Fungi, Ascomycota, Eurotiomycetes, Eurotiales, Aspergillaceae. The transcript is spliced from 5 exons.
AUGACAAAGCCCAGCAUGGAUUUCGGCGCAUACACCAGUUUUGAUGCAGAGUCCCUGCGCUCAUACUCGUCCAACAUCCUACCUGAUUGGGCGAGCGAGUCGGGGCGAGAAUCGCGAACCGACCGACUCCUAUCGGACUUCCCUCAACCCCCGUGGCGAUCCCACAAUGUCGACACUGUCCCAGAGAACCCCGCGCCCCCCAGCCCCAAGCCAUCCGUCAAGACCCUCCGCCGAAACUACAUGAUCAACGAAUUCCCGCUCCUCCAGGCGCGGAACCCCUUCAACGGCACCGACGAGUUCAAUCCGAUCAGCGAACUCGGCGCCUCCUACGACCUGAUCGCCCCCUACGAUGGCUGCGACGUGCCGCUCCACGAGCUGGAGAAGAUGGGCGACGUCAUGUUCUCGUCCGAGCACAUGCUGACCAUCCUCAACAACCCGCGGUAUCUGGCGCGCUUUCGCGAGUUCCUCGCCGAUGAACGGCCGCGUUCGCUGCCAACCCUCACAUAUUACCUGAACACCCGCAAGGCGCUGAAGGCGAUCAACUAUGCGAACGCGCUUGUGCGCCGGUCUGUCGACGCGCCGCCGCCGUCGGUGCACACGGGCGACGGCUUGGUCGGGGCUACUGUCAAUGCGAAGCUGGAGGAGCGUCUGCGGGAUGCGCUGGAUGCGCUGACGGCGGAAGAGCUGCCGGCCUUCAUCACCUCGCGAUGCAUCACCAUCACGAGCCGGAUUGUGGAAGCGCGGGUUCGCGGCACCCUGCCGCCGAAGUUUCAGGGCACGUCGGAUGGGCUGGCGGAGGUGUUCUGCUUGACGGAUCCCUCGCGGCCGGAUAACCCUAUCAUAUUUGCAUCAGAAGAAUUCCACCGGACUACGCAGUAUGGCAUGGACUAUGUGCUAGGCCGCAACUGCCGGUUCCUGCAGGGACCGAAAACGAACAAGAACAGCGUUCGGCGCAUUCGAGAGGCCAUCCAAGAUGGGCGACAUCAUUCAGAACUGUUCCUCAACUACCGACGCGACGGAUCCCCGUUCAUGAACCUGCUCCAAUGCGCACCAUUAUGCGACAGCCACGGCCAGAUCCGCUAUUUUAUCGGCGCACAAAUCGACGUGUCCGCACUGGCUAUGGAAGGGGCGCAGCUGGAGUCUCUGCACGAGCUACUCGAGAAGCAGCAGUCCCACGACGCAAUAACAGUGGCGGAAAAGCCCAAAGACGAGUUCCGCGAGCUGGCCGAGAUGCUCAGUCCCCAGGAGCUGGUCGGGGUCCGCGCACACGGAGGAGACCUGUUCCAUCCCGCUGUGAGCCAUAUGCAGACGUCCCGCGGCGCUCGCGGAUGGAUGCAGCCGGAGACGUUGGUGGAAGAUGACGAGGAGGUUCUUGAAUCGGGCGACAUCAAGCCUGCUUUCUUUCGGGGGUCGUUGAUUGGAGCUUACGAGAAUUACCUCCUGGUCCGUCCGUAUCCUUCCCUCCGCAUUCUGUUCACGUCUCCUUCGCUCCAAAUCCCGGGCAUGCUGCAGUCUUCGUUUCUGUCCCGGAUUGGGAGCUCGUGCAUGGUCAGGGAUGAGUUAGUGCAGGCGUUCAUGUGUGACCGGAGCGUGACAGCGCGGAUAAAGUGGGUGACGCGGUAUAGCCCCGAAGGGCGUAAUCGGUGGGUGCAUUGUACUCCAUUGCGCGCCAGUAAUGGGAAAGUUGGGGUGUGGAUGGUUGUUAUAGUGGAUGAUGACGAUUGA